Diachasmimorpha longicaudata is the source of this 2264-nucleotide messenger RNA. RefSeq names its product ras-related protein Rab-39B (gene Rab39). The transcript has 3 exons. The coding region runs from base 661 to 1317 and encodes 218 amino acids. Gene Ontology annotation, biological process: Rab protein signal transduction; vesicle-mediated transport. NCBI's taxonomy places the organism in Eukaryota, Metazoa, Arthropoda, Insecta, Hymenoptera, Braconidae. Gene Ontology annotation, molecular function: GTPase activity; GTP binding. The record is from RefSeq and is a predicted model, not a curated record. Gene Ontology annotation, cellular component: Golgi apparatus.
AACAUUUUUGCGUCAGUGUAAACCUCACCCAAACAACAGCAUCAGUUCAUUUUGCUAAAAACAAUCAGACAGUUGACCCUUUCAAAAUCCCAAGGACUUUGGCUAGUGUCUGCCCUUCGGAGACAGCUCUAGGAAGGGACUUCAUUGAAGUCCAAGUCACAACACUUGAAAAAAGUACAAUCUCCCAGGCAAAACCAUCAAAGACUCACGGACAAACACCGAAAAAUCGAUAGUGCAAGGUUCCAUCGCCAAAAAUGGGAUCGUGGCCUCAGGACAACAUCAGUUAGUGCGACAAAAGUAGACAAGAAACAAUGUUAGAAAAUUUAAUUACGUCGUAGAGGAUUUGUAAACUUCCCGCAACGUCAGUCGUUCUCUUGGUGUGCGUCGAAUCAGUAGAGGAUGUGUACAAGGAGUGUGAGGUUCGCGCAAGUCUCCCCAAGUACCAGAAGAACCCUUCCAGUAGGUAUGUCACGGUCAGCUGUGAUCGCGAUUCUCGCAAAAUAAACGACACCAUUGUGUUGUCCUUUUUUUUUAAGCUCUGUGCACCCAUGAAUAGAAUAUCACCUUUGAACCCACGAGACACCAGUGAGAGAUUGUUGAAGUGUGUGUAUGGAUUCAGCUCUGAUCAAUAGUUUAUAACAAAUAAAAAAAAUAGACAAUAUGGUGGAGCCAAUUUUUGACUAUCAAUUUCGACUGAUUCUGAUUGGCGACAGCACAGUGGGAAAGAGUUCCUUGCUCAAGUAUUUUACGGAUGGAAAAUUUGCGGAGCUGUCAGAUCCUACGGUUGGUGUGGAUUUCUUCGCGAGACUGAUAGACGUGGACGAUGGGACAAGGAUCAAGUUGCAGUUGUGGGAUACAGCUGGGCAGGAGAGAUUUAGAUCAAUCACGAAAUCCUACUACAGAAAUUCCGUGGGUGCCCUCCUGGUGUACGACGUCUGCAAUCGAGCGAGUUUCGAGCACAUUCCCCAGUGGAUGAUGGAAGCUCGCAGGCACAUAGAGCCCCAUCGACCUGUCUUCGCCCUCGUCGGCUGCAAACUCGAUCUGGUGACCAAUGGAGGAAGGAGGGAGGUCUCCAAGGAGGAGGCACGAUCUUUCGCCGAUCAAAAUGGCAUUCAUCACAUUGAGACUAGUGCCAAGACUGGUGUCAACGUCACCGAGGCUUUUCGUGUUGUAACGCAGGAGGUGUACAACAGAAUUAAAACUGGCGAGUACAAGGUAGAGGAUGGCUGGGACGGCAUCAAGACUGGUUUUGCACGCCCUGGGGGGCUUGACUUCAAUCUAGUCGAGGCUGAACCUGCUAAAUCCUCAUGUUGCUGAGGUCGCUCCCAUUCUUUCCAGUCUCUUCAACGAACAAUGGCCCAAAAUAUUUCAAAAGUACUGGACAAAAUUUCAUUUGUCCUGGAGUCAUUCGCCUCGCAGUUCUUGCCAUUUUUCGGACUUCCUUUUUUCGAGAAAUAUUUGAGGAAAAUUCUGACUCACGAAAUCAUAAUUUUACAUUCGAAAUCGAUAAAUAUUUCAUGUGAGAGAGCCAUGAAUUUUAUUCCGCAUUAUUUCAACAAUUUAAAUGGCUCUAGACGGACGUACAGUCGACUUCAUUUCGAAAUCAUGAUAUCAUUUAAUUAAGUGAGCGAUUCCCGGAUAUUUUUAGACACUGGUAUUCAUCACUGGAAUUUAAAUACUCGAUGUUGAAUUAUGAGCGCCGAAGCUGAAUAAUUUUGUACAUAGGAUGUAAAUUACGAAAAGCAAUUGAACCAUUGAACUUCGAAUAGGACUAACAGACCUGGAAAUUAUCUCCUAGUAACGCGAAAUAUUCUGUUUUAAUUACCAGAAUUUUUACAGAAUUUAAUCAGGUGCAUUAGUGGUGCCUUCACUAGUGAAGCGCAAUAGAAUUUAAAAACGCGAUUGAGAAUCAAAAUUUCUGCAAAUGAUCCUCACAAUUAACAUUGGACUUUGGUUACCGAUGAAGAUACUGGUUAGAAUGAUCUGAAUAGUUAAAAACGCUUUAACAGACUCUCCCUUGUGUACAGGGGAGUUUCUCUUCUUCGAACAAGGAUGUUUAGGACUAAAGAUUGAAAUAAACCCAGAAUAUCAAUUUUUUAAUAUACUUUAUACAAAUUGUAUCCUCAUAAUUGAUGAAUGCGACGAUGAUAUUCAUUAUUGUAAAUAUCUGAUAGAAUUGUAGACCUGAAUUUUUAACUUAUUCACUAAUAAUUUUUUUCUGUUAGUUAUCUCGGUACCAAAAUAAAUAUUUCUUUCAAGAUGAA